Messenger RNA from Hyaena hyaena (striped hyena), 3190 nucleotides. It is a transcript of the gene AGBL5, whose product is annotated as ATP/GTP binding protein like 5. The record is from RefSeq and is a predicted model, not a curated record. Gene Ontology annotation, biological process: protein deglutamylation; proteolysis. Gene Ontology annotation, molecular function: metallocarboxypeptidase activity; zinc ion binding. Bases 172 to 2823 code for a protein of 883 amino acids. The transcript has 15 exons. NCBI's taxonomy places the organism in Eukaryota, Metazoa, Chordata, Mammalia, Carnivora, Hyaenidae.
AGAGCGGGGUCCCGGCACCGCGGCGCUCGGGUUUUGCUUGGGUCCUGGGUGGAGGGCCCGGGUGCCGGGGCCCGAGGUGGCGCCUCGCUAACGGGAGAGGGAGCGGGAUCGCCGGCCCCGAGAGAGCUCUCAGGGCCAGAGUGGGCAGGAGGAUGCUUUCCCGGCCUCACCAUGGAGCUGCGCUGCGGGGGACUGCUGUUCAGUUCUCGCUUUGAUUCAGGGAACCUAGCCCAUGUGGAGAAGGUGGAAUCUGCGUCUAGUGAGGGGGAAGGAGCAGCAGGUGGGGGGGCAUCAGCCCCCAGCAGCAGCAUCGCCUCCUCUCCUGACUAUGAGUUCAACGUGUGGACCCGUCCAGACUGUGCUGAAACGGAAUUUGAGAAUGGGAACAGGUCAUGGUUCUACUUCAGUGUCCGGGGAGGAACUCCAGGGAAACUCAUCAAGAUCAACAUUAUGAACAUGAAUAAGCAAAGCAAGCUGUAUUCCCAGGGCAUGGCCCCCUUUGUGCGCACGCUGCCCACCCGGCCACGCUGGGAACGCAUCCGAGAUCGGCCCACCUUUGAGAUGACAGAGACGCAGUUUGUGUUAUCCUUUGUCCACCGUUUCGUGGAGGGCCGUGGGGCCACCACCUUCUUCGCCUUCUGCUACCCCUUCUCCUACAGUGACUGCCAGGAUUUGCUAAACCAGCUAGACCAGCGCUUUCUGGAGAACCACCCUACCCAUAGCAGCCCCCUGGACACCAUUUAUUACCACCGUGAGAUUCUUUGCUAUUCUUUGGAUGGACUUCGUGUAGAUCUGCUAACGAUCACUUCCUGCCAUGGGCUUCGAGAAGAUCGAGAGCCCCGGCUAGAGCAGCUAUUUCCGGAUACCGGCACUCCUCGACCAUUCCGUUUCACAGGCAAGAGGAUAUUCUUCUUAAGCAGUAGGGUGCACCCUGGGGAGACUCCAUCUAGCUUUGUCUUCAAUGGCUUUCUGGACUUCAUCCUUCGACCUGAUGACCCCCGGGCCCAAACCCUUCGUCGCCUCUUUGUCUUUAAGCUGAUUCCCAUGUUGAACCCUGAUGGUGUGGUCCGGGGCCACUACCGCACAGACUCGCGUGGAGUGAACCUGAACCGUCAGUACCUGAAGCCCGAUGCAGUCCUGCACCCAGCCAUCUAUGGGGCCAAAACUGUGCUUCUCUACCACCAUGUGCACUCCAGACUAAACUCCCAGAGUCCCUCCGAGCACCAGCACAGUCCCCGUCUCCCUCCCGAUGCUCCCCUCUCUGACCUCGAGAAAACCAACAAUAUCCAGAACGAAGCUCACCUUGGGCAUGCACCUGACAGGGAUAACCCUGAAGGCUGGACGCAGACUGAAGCGGCAGAACAGAAGCCCAGCGGCAUGUGGAUUCUGCCACACCAGUCCGCCGAGGUUGCGCAGCCGGCGGCCGACGCCAUCCCCCCACGAGAGAGUGGCGUGGCUUACUAUGUGGACCUGCAUGGACAUGCUUCCAAAAGGGGCUGUUUCAUGUACGGAAACAGCUUUAGUGACGAGAGCACCCAGGUGGAAAAUAUGCUGUAUCCAAAGCUCAUCUCCUUGAACUCAGCACACUUCGACUUCCAGGGUUGCAAUUUCUCAGAGAAGAACAUGUAUGCCCGAGACCGCAGAGACGGCCAGUCUAAGGAGGGAAGCGGCCGGGUUGCAAUCUACAAAGCCUCAGGGAUAAUCCACAGCUACACACUUGAAUGCAACUACAACACUGGACGCUCAGUAAACAGCAUCCCUGCGGCCUGCCAUGACAACGGGCGGGCCAGCCCCCCUCCCCCGCCGGCUUUCCCCUCCAGAUACACUGUGGAACUGUUUGAGCAGGUGGGCCGCGCUAUGGCCAUUGCGGCUCUGGACAUGGCGGAGUGCAACCCGUGGCCCCGGAUUGUGCUGUCGGAGCACAGCAGCCUCACGAACCUCCGCGCCUGGCUGCUGAAGCACGUGCGCACCAGCCGGGGCCUGAGCAGCUCUGCGAACGUGGGCGGCAGCAAGAAGAGAGGCUCUCGAACUCCACCCAAAAGUAACAACGGCCUGCCGGCCUCCUGCUCCGAAACGCCCUUGAGCCGCGCACGCAGCUUUAGCACCGGCACAGGCGCUGGCAGCCAGCAGAACUCUCCACAGAUGAAGAACUCCCCCAGCUUUCCUUUUCAUGGCAGUCGGCCCUCAGGGCUGCCAGGCCUGGGCUCUAGCACUCAAAAGGUCAGCCACCGGGUGCUGGGCCCCGUCAGAGAGCCCCGAAGCCAGGACAGGAGACGGCGGCAGCAGCCACUGACGCAUCGCCCCACUUCAAGCGGCGUGGCCCCGUCCUCAAAUCCUGCCAGUUCUAGCCCAGCAGCCUCACACAGCGUGGGCUCCUGCCUCCUGCCCGGCUCACUCAGCGUAUCAGGGAGCAGCUGCUCACUCCUGUCCUCAGGGGACAAGCCAGAGGCUGUCAUGGUGAUUGGGAAAGGGCUGCUAGGGUCUGGACCUCGGAUCCCCUGUAUCAGGACACGACUGCAGGCUAGGCCCAGGUUGGGCCAGGGCUCACCGCCGACUUGCAGAGGGAUGAGAGGCUCUUCGGGCCCCACAUCCCCUAUACCCUGGACCAGGGAGAGCAGUGAGCCGGAGCCGGGACCCAGCUCUGCACCAGGGCUGCCUCAGGCCGGGCCCCCACGGCCCCACUCUGCCCCUGCCUUUUCUCCUAUUUCCUGUAGUCUGUCUGACUCCCAGUCCCGGAUAUGUUACAGCGGGGGGCCCUUGGGCCAACCUGAGGUUUGUUUUGUCUCUAAAUCACCCCCACUCACUGUUUCUCCCCGGGUCUGAUGCCUCCAUCUUCAUGCCCAGGACACAGCCCCAAGACGGGGUACACAGUGAGAAACGUGUUAGCCCCUUCCCUCAGCUGUGGCUUCCAUGUGACAACCGUAAGGCCUGUGUGAAUGAACACUGAAUACCAGCCACACUGUUCUGAGGCAUCGCAGAGCAUCACCCUGAGACAGGACAGAGCAGAAACCUGCUACCCCGUCCCUCCCUCCACAGCACAAGAUUUGGGGACCACAAAAAUAUAUAUCUAUAUUUUUAUAUUGGGGGGAGGGAGUAGAAAAGAAAGCCCCUAUACUGGGCCCUACUCAGUGGCAGCUUCUUGUUCCAUAGUUAAGGAAGACUUUGAGGAAAUAAAAGUUGUUUGGAAAAA